AUGGUAUCUCUUAAGCAAUUCACCCUUCUCGCCCUCACCACUGGCCUCGCCACGGUUGCUGCUCAGUCCACAGGAAAGACGACACGUUACUGGGACUGCUGCAAAGGCUCCUGCGCAUGGGAGGGCAAAGCCAGUGUCACCCAACCUCUCAGGACGUGUGACAAGAACGACAACCCCAUUAGCGAUCUGAUGGCGAAGAACGGAUGCGAGAGCGGUGGCACUGCGUUCAUGUGCACUAACCAGACGCCAUGGGCAGUCAACGACAGCCUUGCAUAUGGCUUUGCUGCUGUGAAGCUGGCCGGCAAGUCUGAGCGUGAUUCAUGCUGUGCUUGUUAUGAGUUGACCUUCACGUCGGGCCCUGUCGUGGGCCAGAAGAUGAUUGUGCAAUCCACCAACACGGGUGGGGACCUUGGAGACAACCACUUUGAUAUUGCUAUGCCAGGUGGUGGUGUAGGCAUCUUUAACGGCUGUACUGCACAGUUUGGCGCGCCAUCCACGGGAUGGGGUCAACAAUACGGUGGCAUCUCGAAUCGUUCUGAAUGUGACAACUUUCCCGAGAAGCUCAAGGCAGGGUGCAAGUGGAGAUUUGACUGGUUUAAGAACGCCGACAAUCCGACCAUCAGUUUCAAGGAGGUGACUUGCCCUGGUGAGUUGACAAACAGGACUGGCUGUAUCCGGGUGUAG
Molecule: messenger RNA, 684 nt
Organism: Bipolaris zeicola 26-R-13
Lineage: Eukaryota; Fungi; Ascomycota; Dothideomycetes; Pleosporales; Pleosporaceae
Product: glycoside hydrolase family 45 protein
Exons: 2
Coding region: 1-684 (227 amino acids)
Biological process (GO): carbohydrate metabolic process
Molecular function (GO): cellulase activity
Source: RefSeq, a predicted model, not a curated record